AUGUCCGCCUAUCAAACCAAUGACAGACCAUUGUCCCAACAGGCCAUUUACCAGCGGAAAUUGAGACUGGGUCAGUUCACUUCCCCUGGUGUCCCUUCGGUGGGCGUCAGCUCGUCCGCCUCAGACUCCGCUGCCUUAUUGGCAGCAUCUGCUGACUUGACGGUGAAGCCUUCCUACGAACGUUUACAGGCAGCUCCUGAAGCCCAGACAGCAGCAUUGGCUGCUAGAACCCAGUCCAUCUCUUCAUGGCAAAGAAGCCACACUGACGCUGAUGCUGAUGCUGCUGCCGCCCAUGCUAAGAUUUCCGACCAGCCAACAGGAGGCAAGACUGAAUUGGGCAUCCCUGACUCGUAUGACAAGGGAAAUGUGUUUAAACGUGCUACCAGCAAUUCCACAUACUCUAUCACUUCGAGAAUUACCCCAGAAAAGCUGGUGUCGAAGCACGGAUUGGCUUCUACCCCUAGGACUACCCCUGCUUCUACUCUUAACAUUGGAAAGAUUUCUCAAUUGGCUGACCAGAGCUCUUCGAAGACAUUGAACUCUCGUUUCAACCCUGAUCCUGACUAUCGUCAUGGCGUGAAGUCUCCCCCAGCUGAAUACUUGAACGAAGAGGAGGAGUAUGAGGCUGCUUCUUCUGCCGCGGCCGCCCUUAAGAUGAAACACGGUGGUAACUACACCAAUGCUGUCUCCUCGCAAAAGAGAACAAAAGGCUUUAACGCUGUCGAUGUGGUAGACGCAACAUUGUUGGCCGCUGCAAGCAAGAAGGCUUCUGAGAGAUUGACGUCCCUCCAGGCAAUUGGCCACGCCGAUUUGAGAGCCCAGGCUCAGCUUUACUCUAAGGCCUUGGUUGCUGCCCACAAGAACAGUGAGGAGCGAAUCAAGCAGAGUAAGGCUGGCCUCAUUGACCUCGGUGGAGGCUUGCAGCUUCCUUACAGCGAGAUCGACAAGAUGGCUGCUUUGAUUGUAGGCCCUGUUCUUCUGGACAUUGAUAAGAAGGCGGCUGCUCAAAGAGACCAUGAUGUUGCCGCUGCCAAGAAGCGUGAAGAAGCACGUGCUGCUCACAAGAACUUCAAGAUGGAAGAAGCUGCUAGAAAGCAGAGAGAGAAAGAAGAACAACAGAAGGAGCAUCAGGAUAGAAUCACUGCUAACGAAAAGAGGAAGCGCGAGGAGGAUGACUUAUACACUGAGCACCAGAAGAAGAGACACGAGGAAGUGGAAGUAAAGACCCAGGAAUUGAAAGAUUUGGAAGCCAAAUAUGCAUCAGAGAAAGACGAUUUGUUGCAACAGAAGAAACAAAAUGAAGAUGAAAUUGAGGAAGAGGAGACAGGCUUCAAGAAUGAGCGUAAGGAAGAGUUGGACAACAUGCAAUCAGAAAGAGACGAAGAGAUCAAACCUCUCCUUGACGAAUUAGCAGAGGAGAACGGGAAAUUAAAAGAGUUGACUGACGAAAAGGACAAAUUGGCCGAAGAAGUGGAAGCUGCUGAGAAGCAGAAGGAGGAGUACGAGACCAAGAUUGCCGAAUUGGAAGCUCAAUUGGAAGAGACUGAAAAGAACCACGAACACUACACAGCAGAAUUAGCCGAUGCAACUCAGAAGCGUGAGGCUGCUGACAAGGAGGUUGAAGAGCUUACCAAUACACACGAGUCCGACUUGAAGCACCACAAAGAGGCCCAUGAGGAUUUGGAUGCACGUAUCAAGGAAUUGGAGAAGCAAAAGGAACAACACACCAUUUCCAGAGACGAGCACAAGAGAGAAAUCUUGAAGCAUCUUGAUGAACGUGUGAAGGACGAGCACAAUAUAAACAAGGAGUUGCCCGAGCACUUGCGUCAAGAGGUCGAUGAGAAGAAACUUCGUGAUGUUGGAUCGCUUUUUGAUUAUGAGCCUGUUGAAAAGAAGGAGGUCGUUAAACCUAGUUCAAAGAAGGCCACUGAAGAUGCUGGCAAGUUAGAGAGCGAUAAAAUUUCAGCUCCAAAGGAAGCAGCAUCCGCCCCUAAAAGCGCUCCUAAAGUUGCUAAGGAGGACGAGAGUAAACUAACCAAGACUGCAAGUACGUCAUCAACUCCUAAGCGUAAGAGUCUCCGGUCGAGAUUGUCAAGCUUCGCUCUGUCUUUCAGAAAUGAACCCAAAAGUGAAGUUCCUGCUCUGAAAUCUGUGGAGAAGAAGGCCAAUAAGCCCACUACCGAAAAUGCUGAGAGAUCAUCGGAUGUGAGCAACUUCGAGGAUGAUCUUUCCAUCAAAGAUGGGCACAAGAAGGGUGGUGUUUUCAAAGAGGAGAUUUAA
Molecule: messenger RNA, 2280 nt
Organism: Candidozyma auris
Lineage: Eukaryota; Fungi; Ascomycota; Pichiomycetes; Serinales; Metschnikowiaceae
Exons: 1
Coding region: 1-2280 (759 amino acids)
Biological process (GO): eisosome assembly
Source: RefSeq, a predicted model, not a curated record